AUGAGCGGGACGGGGGCGGCUCGUCCGGCCAAGCCGGGGCCCGCCGGCGGCGGCGGUGGCGGUGGCGGCGCCGGCGCGGCGGGGAUGGAGCGGCUGCUGGCGCUGUACAGCCGCGUGCCGGGGCUCCGCGCCCUCCGCGCCGACCGCAUCCUCAUCAUCGAGGCCGAGCCCCCGAGCCCCGCGCCCCCCGGGGCCCUCCGCGCCCACGAGGUGCUGGUCUUCCGCGGGGACCCGGGCCCCGAGCCGGAGCCCCAGCCGGAGCCCGCCGGCCGCGUCAGCCGCCUGCGCCGCCGCUUCGAGCGGGGACCCGACGCGCCCCCGCCUCCGGGCCCGCGCGCCCCCGUGCCAAGGGCCCCCGCCGCGCGCGGCCCCGGCCCCGGCCCCGCCCCGCGCGCCCCCGCCCCGCGCGCCCCCUCCCCGCGCGGCCCCUUCCUCCUGAAGACGGGCACCAACUCCUUCACCGUCCACCCCCGCGGCCGCCGGACCGCCGGCCCCGGCCCCGGCCCCGACGGGCUGCGACCCGUCACCUUGACCCCACCCCGACCCCCCUGGGACCCCCUGACCCGCCCCCAAUCUCCGCCUGACCCCCUGACCCGACCCCCCUCUGACCCCCUGACUCGCCCCCGACCCCCGUCAGACCCCCUGACCCGCCGCCAACCCCCCAAUGACCCCCUGACCCGCCUCCAACCCCCCAAUGACCCCGUGACCCGCCCCCGACCUCCGCCUGACCUCCUGACUCGCCCCCAACCCCCAUCAGACCCCCUGACCCGCCCCCAAUCUCUUGACCCCCUGACCCGCCCCCGACCUCUGUCUGAUCCUCUGACCCGCUCCCAACCCCCCUCUGACCCCCUGACCCACCUCCAACCCCCCAGCCCGGCCUCGGAGCCGCCCAGCCGCCAAAGGCCUCCCCCGAGCACGUGCCUCCGGGGACCGGCGCCCGCUCGACGCCCGAGCCGGGGCCCACCCGCCGGGGAGACCCCCCGGGCCCCGGGGCCGCCGCCGCCCCGGCCACGGUGUCGCCCGGCCUGCCCGUCACCGUCAUCGACGAGGUGGACCUCGACGGCGCCGAGGCCCCGGCCUACCGGCCGCACCCCCCCCCGUGCCCCGAGCCGGACCCGCCUCCUCUACCGGGGGGCCAACACCUUCACCGUGGUGCCCGCGAGGACCACCCCGGGCCCUGCCCCGCCGGGCGGGGAGGACGGCGAGGCCGAGGCCCGGGCGGGAGGGCACCGCAAAGGGGAGACCCUCGACGCCUCUCAGGGAGCCCCCCAAAAGCGCUACCCCGCCGUCCACGAGAUCGAGGUGAUCGGCGGCUACCUGUCCCUGAAGAAGUCCUGCCUCAGCAAGGCCCCGUCCUCCGGGAAAAAGAUGAAGAUUUCUUUCAACGAGAAGAGCCUGCAGACCACGUUCGAGUACCCCUCCGAGAACUCGCUGGGCCGGGAUGCCAACGGGGGGGAGGCCUCCGGCUCCGACGAGGAAGACGACGAGGACGAAGAGGACGAGGAGGAGGAGGAAGAGGAGGAGAAGAGAUUUACCCUGAUCCUCCCUCGGGCGACUUUUGCAAACAGCUCUGUCUUGGACGGCGGCGGCGCUUGCCACCCCCCCGAAUUAAACUCAGGUUUGUCCAGUUACACCCCAAAGCACUCAGGGAAGUUUGACAAGUGGCAAUUGCGGACGUUCGAAGAGAGUCUCGCGGAGACGAGGGAGGAAUCCUCAGCAGAGCUCCCCGAGAAGGAAGUGAUGCUCACCCCAGCCAGCACAAAUGACCUCUCGGACUUCCGCAGCGAGCCGGCCCUCUACUUCUGAUCUCCGGGAGGAGGAGAGGGAGGGGAACCGCGGCGGGCGGGCAAGACGCCCACCCCGCACAGCCCCUCCAGCCCUCCUCAGGGCCCGACCGUCGCCAUUCGGGCGAGGAGGAAGAGGUGGGCCGCUGCUCGUUGGUCUAGACGUUGGGCCCACUGCUCGGGCCGCCAGGACGGUGCCUUUGGGCGGGCCCAGUCAUCCCAGACGGGCCUUUCCCCACGUCCAUCGCGGUCACCCAGACGUCCGCCCGAAACGGCUCCCGUCGGAGGGAGCCGGCCGAGUUUCCUCUCCGGCUCCAAGCCUGCCGUGCCUUCAUUCCCAGAGUCCGGGCUGACCGCGGGCCCCCGGGGGGCCGGAGCGAGACCCGUCCGGAGGCCGAGACGGGAGGAGGCCGCGUCCCCGCCGCCUCCGGCCUCCUCCCGGCGGUCCAGGCGGGAAGUCCCGCUGUGUUUGGCCGGGGUCGGGGGGCCCUGCCCUCUCCCUUCCCCUACCGUGGAGUUGCCAGCCCGGGAGGGAGUACCCUCGCCCCAUUCCCACUUCCCGGGGCCACGGACGGGGACCCCCGAUCCCGGCUUCUGUGUCAAAUGGCCCUCUCUGGGGACGGACGUUCCCGACCCCCCCCCAGCCCCAGGCGGGGUCCCCCGAGCUCUGAGGGGGCCGCCGGUCUCCGCCUCACCGCCAGGACCCGCUCCGGGGAUCUGGCUCUGGAUCCGGGAAUGAUUGGGAAAGAGAAAAGGGGGCUGGGAUGCGGGGAGGGCCCGCGGAUCGGUGAUGCUUCUGGGGCUUUGACCAGCACUGUUGAUUUUUGUAAUUCUUUUCACAAUGCUCUUUUCACCGUCUGUCGACGGGACCCAAUAAAUAGCACAAGACGUAUUCCGGCA
Molecule: messenger RNA, 2684 nt
Organism: Tachyglossus aculeatus (Australian echidna)
Lineage: Eukaryota; Metazoa; Chordata; Mammalia; Monotremata; Tachyglossidae
Gene: TPRN
Product: taperin
Exons: 6
Coding region: 1-1806 (601 amino acids)
Molecular function (GO): phosphatase binding
Source: RefSeq, a predicted model, not a curated record